Molecule: messenger RNA, 3284 nt
Organism: Cercospora beticola
Lineage: Eukaryota; Fungi; Ascomycota; Dothideomycetes; Mycosphaerellales; Mycosphaerellaceae
Product: FAD-dependent oxidoreductase
Biological process (GO): quinolinate biosynthetic process; L-tryptophan catabolic process
Cellular component (GO): mitochondrial outer membrane
Molecular function (GO): kynurenine 3-monooxygenase activity; FAD binding
Source: RefSeq, a predicted model, not a curated record
AUGGAUGAAUCCGCCAAGCUGAAGUGUGUCGUGAUCGGCGCAGGGCCGGUGGGUGCAUUGGCGGGUCUGUACGCUGCAAGGAGAGGGUGGCAAGUGGAGGUCUAUGACUUGAGGCCGGAUCUGCGCGAUGCAUCUACAACGCCCCUCAACUUCACCAAGAGCAUCAACUUGGCGCUCUCGGAACGAGGCAUCAAUGCACUUCGACACUCAGGCUCGCCUGAGCUCCUCGAUGGGAUCAUGAACGAGACAAUUCCAAUGUAUGGGCGCAUGAUCCACAGUCAAGACUCGAAGGGCAGUCUCACUGAGGCCACCCAAGCCUACGAUGUCAAUGGAAGAGCCAUCAACGCCGUUGAUCGAGGAGAUCUUAACACACGUUUGUUGGACGAACUCGACGACAUGCCAAAUGUCAAGCUUCGUUUCGGCCACAAGAUCACUGGUGUGGACUUUCGCCAACGACUCGCUUGGCUGGAACUCAAAGGCACUUCGAGGCGGCCAAGCGAGAAUACUCGCUUCAGCGGGAGACCUGGAAGACCUGAGGAGAUUGAAAUCGAUUUCGACUUGAUUCUGGGCUGCGACGGCGCUCACAGUAGCGUUCGAUUUCAUAUGAUGAAGUUCGCACGCCUGGAUUUCAAGCAAACGUACAUCGAUACGCUGUGGUGCGAGUUUCAAAUCCCACCUGCAGAGGAAGGAGAUGUGAAAACUGCAUCAGCAAAGGAUGGCUUCAGAACAAGCCCGAAUCAUCUACACAUCUGGCCUGGUUCGGACAAGAUGUUCAUUGCCAUCCCAAGCGUUGACAGGACCUUUACCUCGACGUUGUUUGCACCGUCUGGUGAUUUCGAAGCUCUGGAGAGGGACCCAGAGGGUGUCGAGCUUUACUUCAACAAGCACUUCCCAGGAGCCGUUGACCUCAUUGGACCAGAACUGAUCAGAGAGCAGUUCAUGGAGAAUCCUCACCUGCCACUUGUCAAUAUCAAGUGUUCGCCACAUACCUUCGAGGACUGUGGUGUCAUCCUUGGAGAUGCAGCUCAUGCCAUGGUACCAUUCUAUGGGCAAGGUAUGAAUGCUGGGCUCGAGGAUGUGCGGGUCUUGUUCUCUCAUCUGGAUGCCAAUCCGAUGAACGAGGAAGGUCGCGCGAAGGCAUUGAGAGAUUACAACAGCGAACGCAUCGCAGAUGCACACGCCAUCAACGAUCUCUCCUUGUCCAACUUUUACGAUAUGCGCGCUGGUGUGACCUCGAAGGUUGUGCAGCUUCGUAAGAAGAUUGAAGAGUUUCUCUCGGACAAGUUGCCAAGCACAGGUUUCGCCACUCAAUAUAGCAGAGUCAGCUUCAGCAACCAGCGUUAUUCUGAGGUCGUCAAAGUGGUAGAGCGACAGAAGAAGAUUCUGUUGGAAGGAAUGGCAGUCACCUCGAUCUUACCAAUGGUGGGCCUUACUGCUUGCAAUGCGCCUGCGCUGUUUCCCGCGUUUCUUCCUCCAUUCCAUUCAUUACAACUUGAUGAAGUCGUAGCUGACGAGAUGGGCGUUGCGCCUAGCAAAGAAAAGGUCGAUGGUCUAAUAAAACAAGCGCUACAUGAUGAUCUUCAGCGAAGAAAGCUUCAGUAUUCGGUGGAGUCUGACUACGCCGCCGACGAGGAGUACGACUAUGAAUAUGCGCAAGACUAUGAUGACGAGGCGGAAUACGACGUCGACGACACAUCAGUCCAGAGCAUACAACGGCAGCCAUCACUCGCGGUGAAAGCUCGCCCACAAGGAACAUCAGUCGCUCGACAAUGCCUAGAAGACAUACUGCCAGGCUCAGAUGACUACUCGCCCAAGCGCAAAAAGAAAGUGGGACCACUUGGUUGGCAAAUAUGGCAAACAGAGGCGGAAAGAAACGACUUCAUAACAACUGCGCUGAUCGUGCUCUCUUCAAACGGACAGCGACCUAUCGCGAACUCGAAAGUCCAUCUCUUCAUUCUACGGGGUGGCUCGCAUUCGAAAAUGUGGCGCGCCGCUCUCGCAAUCAUGGACGACCUGCCUGAACUGGGUCACUUUCGCGAGGAUAUGCUCCUGCAUACCUUCGCAGCACGGAACUUCGCUCCGAGUAAAAAGGAAGCCUUUCAGCAGCUAGUCUUCGAUAUCGAAGCAAUGCUCGAUGGCCACAUCAAUGAUGCCGAAACCCAUAUCAGCAGGUUCGGUCACCACUUAGGCCGUCAGCAGCUCAAAUACCAGCUCGACAACAGAGUGGUCCAGACUAUUGAGCAAGGCCUUACGCCCGAUCAAGCAGACCUGGGAGCAGCAUUGGCAGGCGUCGAACUGCCGCCUGAAAUCAAACCAGUCUACUCGUCAACGAUAAUACCUCAUAAGAUGAAGGCCAGACAAUCAAUUGGUCCGCGCUACAACGGAUUCAUGGUUGAUGAAGUCGCCAGCAAGAAUCUGGGACCGGAGCAACACAGGACAGGCGUGCUCGGCGGUAACUAUCCUCCCAGCAUGAACACUACUGGAGGCGUUGGUGCAGUCCCAUACGGCCAAUGGAUGCAACCAGUCGGAGAGUCCGGAAACGACCAUUUGCGACUACGAGACAUCCAGCAGAUGCAUCUCAAUUCCGCGCGCAGCAGGUCUGUCACAGCCCGAGCGAGCAUGUCCAGCAUGAACACGAUCCAAACCAUACCAGACGGCACGCCCUCUGCCUCAGCCUCACGUGCAGUAGAAGGGUACUUCCCUACCCACCUCGACCACCAACCUCUUCACAACCUCCACCAACCUGCUCCCUACCGCCCAACCCGCGUCCCACCGCUCUCCCCCUCCGGAAUCUACACCGCCGCCAUGUCCUCCUCAUCCUCCGUCUCCCCUCAAAGCAGCACAACCCCCUCCCCCCGAAACUCCACCAGCUCCGCCUCCUCAAGCAACCACAACGCCGCCUGGAAAACCGGCCAACUCGGCAGCAGUAGUAAAACCUCCCUAGCCCACAGCACAACCUCCCAAAUCGUCGAACCCGCCUGCACACCCCCACCUCAACAUCAACAUCAAUCUCUAGCGGCGAUAAAAAGAAGACAAGACGUGAAAUUUCAACUUCCCGGCAAACCACAACCAAAAUCUAUCUUGAAAGGCUCGCUCGCGAAUCUCCGUCCAUCAGGCCGCCACGCAGAAAAUCGUCCAUUAAACGAUAAAUCCAAUCUGCAAGAAGAGGGACAAAACGAUCAGCAGUUACCAUAUUAUGGAAUGGAGCAAUUGAAACCAGAUGAGGAGCACGAUAAGAUUUUCUAGAAGAUUUUACCAGGAGGGACGGCGCAAAUGCAGCGAAC